CAAUCAGUUUGCGUCAGAAAAAACGUCACCAUUAAAAAACAUGCUUUUUUACGCAAGAAAAUCGUGCUUGUGUAAAAUCGAUGUAAAUUGUAAACUUUGUAAAAAGUAUUGUAAAUUAGAUACUUCGUAAAGGUAUCAUUCACACACAAUCGGAAAGCUUCAGCAAUCCAGAAACCCAAUGAACGUUUAGAGUUUACAUCGGUAUGAAAUAUCGCGGAACAGUCGAAUCAGAUGUAAAAAGUAUUGAUUGAAGCGAGGCGGUGCAGCGACAAAUUACACGAGUGCAUGGGUGUUGCCUAUAGUUUAUGCGGAUAAAGUGCUUUUAUAAUUUGUAUCUUACUCAUACAUGACACCAAGCGAAAGGUACGGUGCGUGAUGGCUACCCGUCGACCACGCGUGAAAGUCGCGGCUAAUCUUAGCAUUCGCCGGCCACCAAAAAUAAAUACGGCUAAUGUUGCUGUAGAUUUAAUCAAACAAGAAGUUCCGGUAACUGCUUCGGCGCCGGCUAAGGAAGCCGAUAUCCCGCACAGUGUCGCACUGCUUCCACCGGUGUCCAAAGAUAUAGUGGCCGAAGAGAUUAUUCAAACAGGCACACUUCCGACACCCAAACCUGAUGUACCAUCUGAAGAACCGUUCCAGGAUUUUAAGCUACCGAAACCGGUAGAUGAUGUGGCGAAGGUGUCGAGCUACCCCGAACCAAACACAAGCACGGCAAACACUUUUCACAAUGGCGACGAACCAAUGUCCCCACGGAAGCAGGAUUCCCGUCCCACGUUUACAUUACCACUUGCACGCAAAAGAAAUCGUACCGAAUCGCUCACCUCAAAUAAAUCCCUUCCGGAAGGGGUGACUGUCAACAAGGUAACCAGGAAGGUGGCAACCAAGCAGGAAGAAUCGCAGCGUACGCUGGAAAACAAAAAGGAGAUCCGCAAACGAUUGACAAACAUUGAAAAUGUAAACAAACAGAACCUAACCAUGUUCGACAUGAUCUAUUACAAUCCGAUCAAUAAUCCAAUGACACUGCCCGCCCUUAGCAAGCGUGGUUCGCUGGAAAAUAUUCCCAAAAGUGUCGAUGGUCGUGAGAGGGAUGGAGUGCGUAGCCGCAGCGUAAGUAAAUCGCGCUCACCCACACCGGCUCCGUCCGGUUCGGCGCCGGUACCAAGCCCGAUACCGGCUGCCCCGGUACAAUUAACACCCCAGCUGAAGUUGGGCCCUAACGGGGAAAUGAUACUCGAUGAAGCUAGUCUAGUGAUUGAGAAUGAGCGCGAGAAGGAAAUGCGCGAAACGCUUGCCAAUACGGACAUCGUGUAUCAGGACGAGUACAGUGGCAAUUCUGGCUACUACAGCCGUAUCAGACGGACGAAGGAUUGGGCUGACGAAGAAACGAUUCGUUUUUACCGUUGCCUACACACGAUUGGAACCGAUUUCUCUAUGAUGCUGACAUUGUUUCCCCAACGAUCUCGUCGUGAUCUCAAACUUAAGUUUAAAAAAGAAGAACGUCUCAACCUGCGGUUAGUGAAUAAAGCGCUACUCCAUCCGAAGGAGUUCAACGUGGAUGAGUUGCGCCAACAGUUUGCAGAGGAAGAUGAACAGCUUGAAAAGCAAAGGCAGGAGGAAAAGCAACGUAAAAUGGAAUCGAUGGAACAACACCACAAGGAGCAGUUGCGGAAAAAACUCAUGCUACAAAUGUCCACCAGUAACAACCCUCAAAGGCGGCUCAGUAAAUCUGAGCGAGUGAUGGCGGACGGGUCCGAGCUAUUGGGAGUGGAAAUAAAAAAACCAAAACGUAAAGCACCCUCGAAGAAGCGAACUAGUGCGAAGCCAGUAAUUGUCACGCUUCCAGCCAUUGCGGAUGCAGAGCAAGCGGAGGAACAACAGCAGGUGUUUGGAACCGUGUCCGAGGUCAACACUAUGGGCUUGUUAUGUAACUCAGCAAAUAGCCUAACGAUUGAUAUUGUUCCUAAGGAAAGCUUUAAGAAACGUAAACGUACACCUACACCAAAGAAACGAGCGACGGCGAAGCUAGAUUCUAGCACGAUUAAAACUAAUGCUGUCGAAUCGAAGGUGGAACAACAAGUUGAAUCCAUUCUCGAGAUAAAUCAGUGUAUCGCCGCUGAUACGGAUAAUACCAGCGUGGAAAUCGCAGCUGAUGCAGAAUUGUCUAAAGAAACUGCUCGUUUUCCUGCAUCGAAGAAACGUGAUACGGCGAAGCUGGCUUCUACCAAGGUUACAUCGGACAUGCUCCAAGAGCAACAGCAGCAACACCUGCCUGAAUUCGUACCUGAGCGUCAUACAUCGCCUCACCGUUUGGUUGAUAAUGCCAACAACGUACCAGUGAACACGGCAAUAAUUACCGUGACCAGCGAAUGUUCUACAAACUCAUCUUCAUUGAAUCAACCCAUCGGAAGUACAUCACCUGUUCCGGCUUCUUCAAACGUUGUCGAGAAAAAUGACCAGCAACCGGUUGAGAGUAUGUCGGAAGAAAAUGUUCUGGUUUUAAUGGAAGAACCGAAGAACACUUCUAACUACCGCACUUCAGGUGCGAAACGUGGUGCGAAAAAGCUUUCCAAGGUACGGAAGCGUAAACCUAAGAUAAAGAAACAAUUUACUCGUAAAGCCGUUACGACCGGAUCGGUCGCAUUAAAGGGUGCGGACACCAAGGAGCAAGCGGAUUGUGCUGUUGUAAUUAAAAAGGACGUUACGGAAGACGUUGCACCAGAAGGCAAUGUUUCUAACAAUCCGGUAUCAAACAAUCCCAAUGAACCGUUUGUUUCGUAUGAACCGGCUGCAGCAACCUAUGACAAUGCCAACAUAGAUCUACCAGCAGUGAAGUACCAGUGCAUGGACGAUAUAGAGGUGGAUGGUUAUGAAAUUUCAGAUGAAAUCAUGAAUACUGCUAACUAUGAUGAUGCUGACGGUACGGAUGCAGCUGCUGCUAACGCUUCUUCUGCUAAUGCUGUCGUGCAGAACCAGGAAGAUGAUUCUAUCACUGUGAUAACGCUGCAAAACCUCGACGAUCAAACUCACACGACCUGCAUACGCACGGACGUUGGGCAAACGUUGGAGCCUACUAUGAUCAAUGAAUUAACACCAGUGGAAAUCAAGUACGAUGAGUACGAUGCCGGUAGCCAGCUGGUGCUGCCGUGUGGAGAAAAUUUGACCAAGGCAGAGCUGUGCAAUGUUCAGCAUCAUAAUACGAAUGCAAACACCGGACCGAAUACCGGUGGAAACAGCGCCACUGCCAAUGCGCAAAUGAUUGAUUGGCCGCCUGUGACUGUACCGACGACAGAAUCGAUCCCGUAUAUUGUAUAUGAAAAACUUGAAUAUGGUUCUUCUAGCGGAACUGUCAUCAUUCCCGACAUUUUGCCCGAUAAAGCGACAGCGUUCAAAGGACAAUCCGCUCAAUACACUACCACUGGACAAGGCUUUAGCAAUGUGCCGAUGCUUGAACAGAAAAGUUCAACGGCAGCAGCACCAGCGUUAGUACAUGCAGUGGAUGACCUGCAAAAUAAGACAAGCUGCUACACAACAGUCGCUAAUAGCAGCCCAAAGCAGGAAACGUUAUCAGAUGUACCACGACGUGAAGACCCACAGGUGUCCAAGUACGAAGUGUUCGAUACUGGUGUUUCCGGCAAGGAGAUUGAAGAAGAAGAGGAGGAGGAAGAGGACGAUGGGGGAUUUUCGCUCGAGGAUAUCGAUAUCAAUUCGUUGGUGCUAGUCGAAAGUCAGGAUAGCGUUGAUCCGAACAGAACGUUCUACGAAAUUUAUGUUUCGAACCCGGACACGGGUCAGCUAAGCGAAAAACCGCUCGAUGUGCCGGCGGACGUGAUUGAAAACAUUCGUCAAAUAUUGGAGGCUGGCGAACGGUAACGUUCAUUUUUCUUGGCAAGGUAAUGUAUCUGGAAUUAAUUCUCAUUAGUAAGUUAUAUAAGUGUGUAUAAUUUUAGCGAUCUAUGCACCGAGUGCCGAACGUGUGGACGGUAUUCGUGCUUUAUCGCAUUAAUUUAACUAGUAAUGUAUUUUUACCUUAGCAUAUCAAAUAAAGUGAAAUUUCCCUUUUAAGUGGUUUGGAAAACAAAAGGUUACCGAUGUUUUCGAACAAUCAACAGAGUGUAACGAAAAUAUAUAGGUAUUUGCCACGGGUUAGAAGAAUUUAUGUAUAU
Molecule: messenger RNA, 4163 nt
Organism: Anopheles funestus (African malaria mosquito)
Lineage: Eukaryota; Metazoa; Arthropoda; Insecta; Diptera; Culicidae
Gene: Bdp1
Product: transcription factor TFIIIB component B'' homolog
Exons: 5
Coding region: 376-3870 (1164 amino acids)
Biological process (GO): RNA polymerase III preinitiation complex assembly
Cellular component (GO): transcription factor TFIIIB complex
Molecular function (GO): TFIIIC-class transcription factor complex binding
Source: RefSeq, a predicted model, not a curated record